UCUGCGCUUGUGUUGCUCACGCAGAGUGUGGGCGGCGUGCGGUGGUUGGUGGUGGGUUGGCGUGGAGCGUGGCGGCCAUCAAGGUAUGGUGACGCCCCGCGCCGCGUGAGACCCGCGGCCGGCGGACACAGUGACGGUGCGCGCCAUGUCCGGGGGGCGGCACGGCGAGGGGCGGCGGCGGCCCCCCUCUGAGCUCCAGGGCGGCGGCAAGAAGAGUGGCGGCGGGCCGUCCCGCACCAGCAGGAGCGGCCUGCUGCCCAGCCCCGUGGUGUGGGGCAACGACGCGCCCCAGCCUUCUUUCCUGGCGCUGCUGCACAACGGCGGCGCCAACUUGCUGCUCGAUGGAUACGACAGCGGCGGUGGCGGCGGCGGCGGCGGCGGUGGUCGGGGGCGCGGUGGCGGGGCAGCUGCCCGGGCCGCCCUGGCCAACGGAGAGCGGUCGUCAGACUCAGAGGACUCCGGGGCCACGUCGGGCGCCACGUCGGGCAAGGAGGCUAGCCCGGGCUGCGAGGAGAGCUCCGGGUCGGAGCAGAGCAGCGCCCCGCCCCACGACGACACCCGCCACGACGACGACCAAUCCAGCCCCGCCCCCGCCCGCUCCCGUGCCGCCCUGCCCCGCUCCCGGACCACGCCCAUGCUCAACGGGGGGCGCCACGCCGCGCUGGACGACGCGCUGCGCCCCCUGACUCUCUACGGGCCGGAGACGGGCGGCGGCGGACUGGGGCGGGUGCGGGCGGCGCACGAGGCCAAUAUGAGUAAGCUGGCGUACCUGGAGGCGCUGUUUACCCGCGCCAAGCUGGAGGAGGCGCGCCUCGAAGGCAGCAGGGAGGAACUGCGGAGCCGCCAGCCCCGCCCCGCGGCACCCCGCAGCCUACACAGCCCCGAGACGGGCUACAAGACCCUGCCCGCCUCCUGCUCUGACCACGCCUUGCGUGGCCUGGCGGGCGGCAUCAGCACGCCCGCCCUGCCCGACGGCCACACGCUGCUCCGCACCAUCGAGACCCGCCUGCAGCUUGCCAGGCCUCGCGAGGGCGGCGGGGCGGCGCGGGGCACGCUGUACCAGUGCGGCAACAGCAGCAGUGCCGGCAGCCUCACCCACCUGGCCAGCAGCGGCAGCCCCGCCACCAGCGGCGCCUCCACGCCAUCCAGGUUCCUCUCGCCCUCUCGCAAGGAGGCGCCUGUUUCCCUGGCGUCCGCUACUAGUGCCGGGGGCGGCGCCCCGAAGAGACCAGACGGGCUACCGGCGCGCCCGGCUGGGCACGGCAGCCAGCACUCGCUGCCCCAUAACUACCGCAGCCGCUCUGCCUACAGCUCCCCCGCAGUGUCCCCGCAGCGCGGCCCGGACCCCGGGGGCUUCCUUACCUCGCCCUCGGGCACCGCCCAGCGCCGCUUCUCCAGCCUGGAGCUGCGUGGGGCGCGGGGACCCAGUGCGCCGCGCCAGCUGCCGCUGCGGCACACAGCGCACGGGUUCCCCAGCAGCGGCGUGGCGCUGAGCCCGCCGUCCCCCGCGCAGGGCGCCCAGGCCUUCCACCGCAAGAUGCAGCUCUUCUUUGACAUCAUGGAGACUCAGUCACGCUUCUCCCAGCUCGCUCACGCCUCCCCCCUGGGCCGGCCCCUCCUCAAGGUGGACACCCUGCCCCCUGCCCCCCCCACCGACACCAACACCCGCUCCUUCACCCCCCCACCUCCCGCUCCUUCACUCUCCCUUGAUGUGUAG
Molecule: messenger RNA, 1717 nt
Organism: Portunus trituberculatus (swimming crab)
Lineage: Eukaryota; Metazoa; Arthropoda; Malacostraca; Decapoda; Portunidae
Product: mediator of RNA polymerase II transcription subunit 1-like
Exons: 4
Coding region: 146-1717 (523 amino acids)
Source: RefSeq, a predicted model, not a curated record